Cryptococcus amylolentus CBS 6039 is the source of this 822-nucleotide messenger RNA. RefSeq lists its product as hypothetical. The record is from RefSeq and is a predicted model, not a curated record. The coding region runs from base 1 to 822 and encodes 273 amino acids. Lineage: Eukaryota; Fungi; Basidiomycota; Tremellomycetes; Tremellales; Cryptococcaceae. The transcript has 4 exons.
AUGACAGAGGAGCAGGCUCCAUCGGUUGUCAAUACGGCUCUUGCUGCGGCUAGCGAUGCGAACGCGAGCAGAAACAUGAUGACUAGACAAGUCCUGAUCAUACCCGCAACAUCCUCCUACAACCAGCAGAAACACGCGACCAUACGCACGGCAGGAGUGAGAAGCAACGUGAGGAGCCUCAUGAUGCUGGUAAUACUGCGCUGCAAAGUGACUGGUACAGAAAAGCAGGAUGCUCAUCAACCCCACAAGUAUCAGACAGAAGAUGCGCUUCGUACACUUUACAAAAGUGAUUCCGAGCAAGAGGUGGACGCUUUGUGCCGUACUAUUCCACUAUCCUACCCUCCAUUCGAGCUUGGAUCCGAUGUUGCGGCCGCUCUCCGUAAGCCUCAGCCGGCCUCCGCGAUCUCCUUCUGGAAUCGGCUUUCCAAUAAAUACUCGGAUAGUGAAGGGUCAGAAGAGAGUAGGGACCUCUUGCACAAGCAGAAACAAGAGACAAGGGCCAAUUCUCGGUCUACCGAUAUUACCAGCAAUCACGGGGUUGCCGACGAGCCGACUUAUGGAGCGAGGGGUGCCGGCUCUCUCUUCAAGGCAUCAAGGGCACAGGAGUCCCUCAAUGCCCAAGACACCCCAACCUCUGGCAAGGGCAGGCGCGGCAACGCCAACCUGAACGAGCAGCUACAAGGUCUUUUUAGGGACCACUCCACGGCCAAUAUCAAGGGGCGUAAGGAGAUUAUCAAGGAUUAUGUGGCUGAUGGCGAUACAAAAGAGGAGGCAAAGAGGAAGGCAAUUGAAGAGACAAGAAGGCGCUUUACAUAUGAUUGA